AUGAUCUAUUCCGCUGGUUUUGAUACCGUGGCCGAUCAGCUAGCUUUGGCUGUCUUUGUCUGUGCAGGUGUUGCUCGACUCGCAAGAUUCAACAUUGCCGCGCACUUGGUGCCCAAGAGCGAUCAGGGCAAAGCGAUGUACCAUGAGGGUCUUCCUACAGCAUAUGCGGCUCUUCUCAUUUCUACAGCGGUUGCUGUUGCGGAGUGGACAGGCUGUUUGACAAACUUGGCUUCUGGCUCUCAUUACCCACCCAUUAUUGUUGUGCUCAUGUUCAGCGCCGCCAUGAGCUGUGCUGUGGUGAGAGGUGGAUGUUGA
Fusarium musae is the source of this 315-nucleotide messenger RNA. RefSeq lists its product as uncharacterized. Lineage: Eukaryota; Fungi; Ascomycota; Sordariomycetes; Hypocreales; Nectriaceae. Bases 1 to 315 code for a protein of 104 amino acids. The record is from RefSeq and is a predicted model, not a curated record. The transcript has 2 exons.